Molecule: messenger RNA, 738 nt
Organism: Lodderomyces parapsilosis
Lineage: Eukaryota; Fungi; Ascomycota; Pichiomycetes; Serinales; Debaryomycetaceae
Gene: MGE1
Product: Mge1p
Exons: 1
Coding region: 1-738 (245 amino acids)
Biological process (GO): protein folding; protein import into mitochondrial matrix
Cellular component (GO): PAM complex, Tim23 associated import motor
Molecular function (GO): adenyl-nucleotide exchange factor activity; protein homodimerization activity; protein-folding chaperone binding
Source: RefSeq, a predicted model, not a curated record
AUGCACAGAACUUUGCUGCAAUCAAUAAGGAGGACGAUACAGAGUCGUGUUUCUGUAACCACCCCUGCGUUUAGAUACUCUGUUCGUGUCCCCGGACAACAAUUUGUGCGUUUCAAUUCAACGAAACCGGAAGAGAAAGAAAGUACAGAAUCAACCACCAAUGCAGCCGAAAAAGAAAACCAGAAACCAGAAGAGCAAACUACAAAUGGAAAAGGCAAUGAAUCAGGUGAACCAGCUGAACAUCCUGAAUUUAAGGAGUUGAAAGAAAAGUUGGAAAAGAAAGACAAAGAUUUGGCUCUUAUGAAGAACCACUAUGCUAAAGCAAAAGCAGAUUUCCGUAGUUUGCAAGAAACUACCAAGAAGGAAGUACAAAGUGCUAAAGAUUUCGCAUUGCAAAAACUCGCCAAAGACCUAUUAGAGUCAAUAGAUAACUUCAACUUGGCAUUGGAUCACGUUAAAGAGGACACUCUCAAAGCCAAUGAAGAAGUGAAGAACUUGUAUGAAGGAGUAGAUAUGACGAGAAAUGUGUUUGAGAAAACAUUACAAAAACAUGGUAUUGAAAAGAUAGAGCCAUUGGGGCAAAAGUUCGAUCCAAACUUGCAUGAAGCCACUUUCGAAAUCGCUCAGCCCGAUAAAGAACCAGGUUCUGUCUUUUUUGUUCAACAAACUGGUUACACUUUGAAUAACAGGGUUUUGAGACCUGCUAAGGUUGGUGUUGUCAAGAGCGAGGAUAAGUAA